AUGAAGAAUAGGGGGGUUUACGAAAAUGUGUUUUUAAUUAUUGAAGACUAUAAUUUUAUUACAUAUACAAAAACUAAUGGAAGGAAAAUAUCUUGGUAUGCAAAAAAUAAAAAAUUUAAUAACUUCAACAUUGGAACAUAUUUGUACAAACUAUUGAAGAACUAUAAUGCUAGUUUUAUAAAUAAAAACAAAAUCUUAAAAUCAAUUGUGGAAUAUAAAUUUUAUGAAAAAAUAGUGAAAAAUGUUAAACUCAUAGUUAAAUCAAUUAUUAAACUAAAAAACAAAGUUGAAAAUGUCUACUUGCUUAUAAAAUUUGCUAGUUCAAAAUGUAUUUUAAAAAUGUCUACCUUUUAUUAUUUAAAAUAUAUAAUUGAACAAAUUUAUCAAAAAAAACUAGAGAAAAUAAUUCGUGUCGUUUUACCAAUAUCAGAUUUACACAAAUUAUACUCGUAUAUAUUUUUUCAAAACUUUUCAAUCAAUAAUUAUUAUGAGCAUACAUUAUCAAAAAGCAUUUUAAAUGAGCUUAAAAUGCAUUAUGGGACAUUUAUUAUACUAAAUAAACAUAGCAAAACUGUUACACAGGUAUAUGAAAAAAUAUACGGGCUUGACUUUAUCAACCAUAGUGAUGAAAAAUGUAAAUCAAAGAAGAAGAAAAAACAAACUUCCAACAAUAUUAUCAAUACUAACAAUGAUGACAACAAUAAUACCUCCAUUAAUAUAAAUGAAGUUCCUAAAGCUUCUGAAAAUAGUAAUACACAAAAUAUGAAAAAUUGCAAAGAAUUAAAACAAGAAGAGGUAAAUGAUUCAUGUAUUAAAAUAAAUACAAAAACAAGGGAUACUUUAAAAUGUUUGAAAAUGACAAAAGGUGGGUGUAGAAGUAAAUAUAAAAAAGGAUCUGACAUAAAAAUUGAAAAGUAUAAAAUUCAAAAAACAAUAUACAAAAGCUUAAAUAAAAACGAUAUAGGUCUAUUUGCAGGAACUUUUGAUAAAAUACAUAUGGGACAUACACUUCUUUUAUUUUAUUCAAUUUUUUUAGCCAACAAAUUUUUUUAUAUUGGAUUAUAUAAUAAUAAAAAUAUUUAUAAAAAAAAAUACUGUGAAGAAAUUGAUGAUUUAAAAUUAAGAGUAUUUGAUAUAUAUGAUGUAUUAUUCUUAAUAUCAAAUGUUUAUAAUAUACAAUUUAUUUUUUAUAAUUUUUAUAGCAUAAUACCUUUUAUAAAAAUUAAAAAUUCACACACUAUUUUAUAUCAAAUUGCAAUGAAAAAUAACAAAAAUAAACCUAAAGAAAUAUCGGAAUCGUAUCGAGACAAAUACAGAAAAUACAUAAGCAAUAGUUACUACAGAACUUCUAAUAAAUUUAAUCAAGAAAAAGAAACAUGUUUUGUAUCAAAAUCUACUAAUUUUCUGAAAAAAAAAUGCCAAUCUUUAAUAAAAACAAACAUAGAAAAAUUAUGUCAGGAUGAAAAAUGGAAAGGAAACAAGUUUCUAUGUUCAAAUAAAUACAAGAAAAAAAUUUUUAAUUAUUUACAAUUCCAUAUUAAUUACAAUAAAAAUAAAAGUGAAAAAAAAAUAAUAGUUUUAAAAAGGAUACAUGAUCCAUUUUCGUUUUCCCUUGAUAUUCGAGAUUUGUUCUGUUUGACUAUGUCUAAAGAAUCAGAAGCUAAUGGAUAUGAUAUUGCCCAAAGAAGAAAAUUAAUAUUUCAAAAAAAUAAAACAAGUCUUACUAAGAACGAGCAAAUCAAACAUAAUCUUCAGAUUGCAAUAGACAGCAAUAAUAGGAAUAGAGAGAAUGAUAUUGAAAAAAUAAAAACAUGUUUAAAUAUUUUUGAUACAAUAAACAUAUCUAGUAGAGAAAAAAUUAGUUCGACAUUAAUCAGAAUGGAAAAUAGCACAUAUAGAAAAGGAAAAUUUUCUAAAUAUUUAAAAUAUUUUAUUAAAGCAUGCUUAUAUUUUAAUAUAAACCAUUUUCUCACACAAAUGCAUGCUGAUAUUUUUUUGAAAAAAAGUGGAAGAAAGAAUUUCAAAAAGUUAUACUUGAAUAGAAUUAAAAGUUAUUUUUGUAAGCAAAAAAAAAGUAAUUCUAAUAAGAAUGGAGCUAAUAAAAAUGGAGGUAACAAAAAUGACAAUUUCAUCGUUAAUGAUUUUUUCAGACACCUAUUUGUUUUGAUUUCUUUUUUUAUAAAUCAUUUUUCAAACAAAUAUUAUACAGAAAAUAGAAUCCAAUUCUUUAUAAAAAUAUCCGUCACUCUUUCUUUCUUUUUUUAUAAUAAUAUACUUUUACAAAUAAUAAAAAAAAAAGAACAAUUUAUAAACCAAAAUUAUAUAAUUAACAAUAAAAUUAUAAAACAAAAAAAUAGUUCAUUUUGUACAAACUAUGAAGACAUAUUUAAAAUUUAUAUCAGUAAUAUGAAAGAAACAAUUAUGGAAGAAAUUGUUAACCAAAUUCUUAUACUUAUACUCAUGAUUUUGUCUACUUCAAUUAUAUGCAAAAUGUUCCAUUUUGAUUUGUUUCCAAAAGUUAAUUCAUCAAAACAUGUCACAAAUUUGAAAGAACUAUCCAAUUUGACAAUAGUGAAAAAAAAAAACAAUAACCCAGAAAAAAAUGUUCAUCACACCAUUUUGGAAAAUGAACAAUAUACUUUAAAAAAAUAUGAUUUUAAUUUAUAUUUUUCAAAUAAUUUCAAAAACAAAAAAGGAUUUUAUCGAGGUUCCAUUAUAACACCAUAUACAAUGUGUAACUACACAUUAAUGAGAAAAUACAAAAAUAAAAAUUAUAAUAUGCCUCCUUAUCAAUAUUCCAAAUAUGUAGAAAAGGGUAUACAAAAAAAAGAAAACUAUUUACAUUUAAACAUCAAAAACAAACCAAGUAAUAAUAGUAAAUCACCAAAUGAUGAUAACAAUGAUAAUAUAAAAAAAAGAGAAAAUUUUACACACAAUUUUCAUUUUGUCUGUUCAAAUAAAAAAGGUAUACAAAUUAUAAAUAACUUAUAUACAAUAAAAAUUAGAGAAAAAAAGGAAAAAUUCAAUGAUCAAAAUAAGCUAAGUGAAAAUGAUAUUAUUAAUUAUGUUACAAAAAAUAGUUUAUUAAACAAUAUUUAUAAUGAAAGAUUUAAUUAUUUUAUUAAUAUAAACAUAAAUAAUAAUGAUAAAAUAACGUUAUUUCGAAAAAUGCUAAUUUACAAAUUUAUAGACAAUUAUUUUAUUUCAUUUUUUUCCUUUUAUUUCUUAAAUUAUUUGAUUAACGAAGAAAAUAAAGAAAAGAAAAAUACCUACAAUAUGAACAUAAACGAUUUUGUGUUUAUUUUUUUGGUACAUUUUGAAACACAUAUUGAAAUGAUUAUUAAUAGUUAUAUUAAAAAACAAUGGGGGUUGAAACAAAAAAAUGAUUAUGAUACGUUCUACCCUUUUCUUCAAUAUCAAAAGAAAUAUUCCAUCAUCCAUAAAUAUAUAUAUAUGAAUUUAUCACCACUAAAUGAUUAUAAUAUAGAUUUUGAAAAAAAUUACGACUUUAAAAAAAAUAAUACUAACUUUAAAAAUACACCAUUUUAUAUAAAAUUAGAGCAUAUGAAAGAUACAAGCAAUUAUAAUGUUUUAUCAUUUUACAACAUAAUUUUUCAACAUAUUUUAACGUAUGAAAAUUAUUAUUACCCUUAUUUUUCUGCAUUAAAUUAUUUGCAUUUAAAUUUAUUAUAA
Molecule: messenger RNA, 3693 nt
Organism: Plasmodium vinckei vinckei
Lineage: Eukaryota; Apicomplexa; Aconoidasida; Haemosporida; Plasmodiidae
Product: phosphopantetheine adenylyltransferase, putative
Exons: 1
Coding region: 1-3693 (1230 amino acids)
Source: RefSeq, a predicted model, not a curated record